Messenger RNA from Chelonia mydas (Green sea turtle), 21839 nucleotides. RefSeq names its product RNA binding motif protein 27 (gene RBM27). Gene Ontology annotation, biological process: mRNA processing. The transcript has 21 exons. Gene Ontology annotation, molecular function: metal ion binding; RNA binding. The record is from RefSeq and is a predicted model, not a curated record. Bases 183 to 3230 code for a protein of 1015 amino acids. Gene Ontology annotation, cellular component: nucleus. NCBI's taxonomy places the organism in Eukaryota, Metazoa, Chordata, Testudines, Cheloniidae.
CGAGGUCCCGCCCCCGCCGGCAACCAGCAGGUUACGUUGUGUGCGAGUGGUUAGUUCCUGUACUAGGCCCGGGCGGGGGCUGCUGGCGAGUAACUGCCCUGGGGGAGGCGGGGUCCGAACCGGCGCUGGGGGCCUGGGGCCAUGGUGUAGCGGAGGCGCCGGGCGGAGCAGCGGGGGGCACCAUGAUCAUUGAGAACGUGGACGCCCUCAAGACCUGGCUGGCCAAGUUACUGGAGCCGAUAUGUGAUGCAGACCCUUCAGCCUUAGCUAACUACGUCGUGGCAUUAGUCAAGAAAGACAAACCAGAGAAAGAGCUGAAGGCUUUCUGUGCCGAUCAGCUAGACGUCUUUUUGCAGAAAGAAACUUCAGGUUUUGUAGAUAAACUAUUUGAAAGUCUGUACACAAAGAACUACCUUCCUUCCCUUGAACCAGCAAAACUAGAACCGAAGCCUGCAGGUCAGGAAAAAGAAGAAAUCAAAGAGGAGAUAUUUCAAGAAUCGUUUGAGGAAGAACGAGAUGGCAGGAAAAAGAAGUAUCCUAGCCCACAGAGAAACCGUUUAGAUUCUAAUGAACAAAGAACCAGAGAGAAAAAGAGAGAUGAUGGCAAAUGGAGAGACUAUGACAGAUACUAUGAUCGGAAUGAUUUAUAUAGAGACAAAUACGACUGGCGAAGAGGCAGGAGUAAAAGUCGUAGUAAAAGCAGAGGGUUAAGCCGAAGUCGUAGCCGCAGCGGGGGUAGAAGCAAAGACCGGGAUCUGAACAGAAAUAUUGCUGAACACAAGGAGAGAGCAAAAUUCAAGAGUGAAAGGAAUGACAUGGAGAGCUCAUAUAACACAGUGUCUUUGUCAUCCAGUAAUUCUACUGAACAGUAUUCCUCUGCGCAGUCUAUUCCCAGUGCUGUUACUGUGAUUGCACCUGCUCACCAUCCUGAGAACACAACGGAGAGCUGGUCAAAUUAUUAUAACAAUCAUAGUGUUCCCAAUUCAUUUGGCAGAAACCCUCCACCUAAAAGACGAUGUCGAGAUUAUGAUGAGCGAGGAUUUUGUGUACUUGGCGACCUUUGCCAAUUUGAUCAUGGAAAUGACCCUUUAGUAGUAGAUGAAGUUUCAUUGCCAAGCAUGAUUCCUUUUCCACCACCACCCCCAGGACUCCCCCCUCCGCCUCCUCCUCCCCCUCCUCCUGGAAUGCUAAUGCCUCCAAUGCCAGGCCCAGCUCACAAUAUGAGAAUGCCAGGCCCACAAAUACAUCCUCGGCCACCACCUCCUGUUGUGCUUCCUGUAUCAAGACCACCUUUAACACAGUCAAGUUUGAUGAAUAACCGUGACCAGCCUCGGACAAGUGCCGUGCCCAAUCUUGCACCAGUGGGAGCAAGACUACCUCCUCCUUUACCCCAGAACCUACUGUAUACAGUAUCAGAACAUACGUAUGACCCAGAUGGUUAUAACCCAGAAGCACCUAGUAUUACCAGUGCUGGUAGAUCUCAAUACCGACAGUUCUUUACUAGAACACAGACACAGCGUCCAAAUCUGAUUGGCCUAACAUCUGGGGAGAUGGAUACAAAUCCAAGAGCGGCCAACAUUAUCAUCCAGACUGAAACUCCCAUUUCCAUUGCAAAUAACAGCAGCAAUGUAACCAGAGUGGUGCUUGAGCCAGACAACAGGAAAAGACCUCCAAGUAGCAUGGAAGGGCCAUCUGUAAAGAAACCCUGGAUGGGAAAGCAAGCCAAUAACCAGAAUAAACCAGGAUUUCUGAAAAAGAAUCAGUAUACUAACACCAAGCUGGAAGUUCGAAAAAUCCCACCUGAGUUGAAUAAUAUUACACAACUCAAUGAACACUUCAGCAAAUUUGGAACUAUUGUUAACAUUCAGGUUGCUUUCAAGAAUGAUCCUGAAGCUGCCCUAAUUCAAUAUUUAACUAACGAUGAGGCCAGAAAGGCCAUUUCCAGCACAGAGGCAGUUUUAAACAAUCGAUUUAUAAGGGUGCUGUGGCAUAGGGAAAAUGAGCAGCAGCCACCACUGCUGCAGCAACACCUGCACCAUCACCAGCAGCAACCACCACAAUCUCUGCAUCACCAGCUUCAUCUUCAACAACAAACGCUGACUGCCCAACCUCCAGCUGCAACGGUACAUAGCAAUGUGUCAAAGGUGAUAACUAAACCACUGGCAUCGGGUGCCUAUGUCCUUAAUAAGGUUUCAGUUAAACGUCGCCUUGGAGCAGCAGGUGGAAACCAGACAGAUGCAGCACAUUUGUUAAAUCAGUCCAGCGCUACUGCAGAGGAUUCUCAGACAUUUUCUACUUCUACAAGCCAUACAAAAAUGGUGUAUAAUUCCCCAAACUUAAAGACCUCUGUGAAACCUGGCACAGGAUCUAAAUCCCAUGAUGUUCAAGAGGCCCUUAAAAAGAAACAGGAGGCAAUGAAGCUUCAACAAGAUAUGAGAAAAAAGAAGCAGGAGAUGUUAGAAAAACAAAUAGAAUGCCAAAAGAUGUUGAUAUCUAAGCUGGAGAAAAAUAAGGCCACGAAACCAGAGGAGAGGGCAGAAAUAAUGAAGACCUUGAAAGAACUAACAGGAAAAAUCUCUCAAUUAAAGGAUGAAUUGAAAACUUCAUCUGUAGCCUCCACGCCAUCAAAACUGAAGUCCAAGACAGAGGCACAAAAAGAGCUUUUAGAUGCAGAACUGGACUUUCAUAAAAGAUUGUCUUCUGGAGAAGAUACAACAGAGUUGAGGAAAAAACUCAGUCAACUACAGGUUGAAGCUGCCCGUUUAGGUAUCUUGCCUGUAGGUCGAGGAAAGGUGAUAUCUGCUCAGGGCAGAGGAAGAGGACGAGGUCGUGGUGGGAGAGGAAGAGGCACAUUGAAUCAUAUGGUGGUAGAUCACCGUCCCAAAGCUCUAACCGUCGGUGGCUUCGUAGAAGAGGAGAAAGAUGAAUUAUUACAACACUUCUCUAAAUUUGGAGAUAUUGAAGACCUCCAAGAAGAAGAUUCUCCUUUAAGUGUCGUUCUGACUUUUAAGUCCCGCUCAGAAGCUGAAAAUGCUGCUAACCAGGGAUCAAGAUUCAAAGACCGAAGACUACAGAUAUCAUGGCACAAACCUAAGGUACCUUCUGUGUCCACAGAAAUUGAGGAAGAGGAGUCCAAGGAAGAGGAGACUGAAACCUCAGAUUUAUUUUUGCACGAAGAUGAUGACGAUGAUGAUGAAGAUGAAGACGAAUCCCGUUCUUGGAGAAGAUAAAACUUUAUUUGGAAUUGUAUAGUUUUAGGAAUAUAGUUUGAACUACAACUUUUAAAAAUUUAUUUAAGAAAGUUGAUGAGCCAAAAAAUUUUAUUUUACUUUCUUUUCAAAACACACAGUAGAUUUCAAGUGAGAACAAGUUUGUGAUAUGAACGUGUCAGAUACUUAGCUGUGCUACUAGAUCAGCCAAAGCUUUGCCCAAUGACUUUUUACAGAGUUAAAAAGAUCAUCAGUGGUGGUAGUCCUCCUAUAAAGAAGAAACUUAUCAAUAUUGUCAAGCCCUUUUUUCACGUCACCUGUAUUAUCUUGUUUUUUAAUGCUUUGAUUUAUUAGAUAUAAAAGAAAAGAUGUUGCAGGUUUUAUUUAGUAAUAUAAGGUUGCAGGAGAGAGCUGCAGACGCAUUUCCAUUAAAUGUCAGUUGCUUCAUGUUUGCGAACUCAAAAAGGGUAGCAUUUUAUUACAUGUGAAGUCAACUAUUAUAGGAAAUAUUUGUGUCUGAAUUCAUUUUUUUGCUUCAAGACCUGUCUUGAGCCACACACAACUUCAGUGUAGAAGACCCCAACUUUUCUUCAUUCAAGUGUUUUGUCUUCUGUUUCCUCUUGCAUACUUUAACAGGGUAUUAGUAUGAUACUGCCUGAUACUAGUUCACUGUAAAUUGCUUUAAAUCCUGUUUCACUGUGAAACAUUAGCAGUGACACUGAUAUCUGGGUCAUUAGCAUAUUGUUUCCAUUCUUUCACUGUCAGUGUCAGUUCCUUCGUACGGUUUGGAUACAAGGUUCAAGCUUAAUCUAGGCUGUUGAUUUAUUGCAUUGUCAGUAUUGAUAAAUGUCAAUUCUGUUAAACUGUAUAGAGUUCUAAAACAAUCAACCAUGAGAACCCUCUUCUCCCACCUCUGUAAUGUGACCAGGUCUGUCACUUUUAUUAAUAUUCAGGCCAAACCCAUACAGUGUUCAGAGCAAGUUUUGUCGUUUUUUGGCCCAUGGAAGGUCAAUAUCCUACUAUACUAAACCAGCACUUUAAGUGAUACGAUUCUUAAGACUAGUGUUUAAAACUCACUUUAGGAAAACUAUUUGUAUUUAUAUCUUAAAGUGCAGUUUAGUUUAAAAGCAGGUAAGACAGACACUAUGAAAUUUUCAAUUGCCUUGGUCUUUAUACCACUUUAAAACAAAAAAAAGCACCAAAAAAGAAAUGAUGGUGAUUGUGGUAGAAAUGGGGUUAAUAAGUUUAGACCCUUGAGAGCUAUAGAUCUUCAUAAUUCUGUUAUGUGGGUCUUGCUGUUCGUGAGCAUAACUACAUUAUCCAGUAGGCUUUUUCCGUCACUCUGUAUGCAUCUGUACUGUACACUUUGUACAGUAGGAGUUAUCUGUUAUGUAAGUACCCAUGUAAAAUAGUAUCUUUGCAUUCUGAAUGUCAGUUUGAAGGAGCAGAGCAAACGUACUCUUACCAACUGCUGGGAUACUAAACAGCUUUGUUAUAUACAUGUACCAAAUGCAUACAUUCUUGGCUUUAGAAAUCAUAUAUUGCUUUCAGAUAUUUAGCACACCAGAGUAUUUGGCAAUUGGUUCCUGAUUCAAAAUAAAUACAGCAUGUACCAGAAAUUUUAAUUUAGGCUGAACAUAGCUAGUUACUUGAAGUCACGUUCUUUCAGGUUGCCCCGUGUACUCUUCCUCUCCAUUUGAGUAUCCUUUUGCUGUGGUAAUAUGUAAAAGAAGCCAAAACUUUAUCGUUUUAAGUUUCAGUAUCAGUUGGAGGGAAUAUGUCCUUCAAUAUUUUCCCCCUUCAUAUUAAGACUUCCAUUUUGUAGUUAAAUACUGCAUUCCUACUAAUGCUGAGUUUAAAUUAAAUGUAUGAAGGAAUGAUGAAAAAACAUUAAUACUUUGAACCUAGAAGAAUAAUCCUUGCUCUUCUCCCACCAUCUCUAAUAUUUUCUUAAUGUCUGUGGCUCAGUGUAUAUUUUGAAAGAUCCAUUACAGCAAAUGUUUGAGUCCUGACAGUUUAAAAAAAUGAUAGAGGGAACAAAGGAUUUAUAUAUUUUUUUUGUACAGAGUUUUUUCUUAAACUGUAUAAUUUUGUAAAUAUUUUUCUUUUUGUGUACUAAAACUACCAGCGUAUAGAUUUCAAUAAGAAUUGUUGUAUUUUUGUAUUUGGAAACUGAAGAUUACAGUGAAUGAAUGAAGCUGUAAGAGAAAUUUCAGUAGCCUUUGACACAGUUAAACAGAAUGGGGUUUCCUUUUCAUAUGGUUUUAGCUCCAAAAGGACACAUCUUAUUGGCACACUUUGUUGAGAGACACUUUUGCCCUUGCUCAUAUGUAUUGGCUUUUUUAGUUAGGUGAGAUAGGUGAGAGACAAGGGUGGAAGAUUUAUUUAAUGGGCCUUGGAGAGAUUUAUAUAACAUUUUUGUUGGUAUGCACAUUGUAGCCUUACGUACAUCCUCAAGUGACAUCCCAAACAUGAUUUUUAAGCAUUGAAGCACAAAAGUGAGUUGUGCCUCUGAACUUAGCUUGUGUAUUAAAAACAUGCUAUUAUAUUAUUUGGGAGUAUAAAUGAUAGGCAGCAUAACAGUAAUUGAUUAAAUUCUGGUAUUUAAGGAGUGGGAAAGCUGUUUGAAAGUGACCUUCAUUUUGCCAAAGCUAGAGGAUCUCCCUGUGUUGUAUUUUACGGCUUAGUAGGUAAUACUAAAUUGUUUAUUUUUAAGUAGGUAACUGAGAAUGCACAUUUUACUUUUUUAUGGUAACAUUUUAUUUUUAUUAUGAAAUUAUAAUGUACACCUUCAAAAAGUACAGUUGACUUAAUUCAUACUCAGUACUAUAUCUGUAUAUGCAUACCAAGCAACUUAUAUAUAGGAAAUUUAAAAUAAAAUGUUACCAAACUAAAGCCUAGUUUACAGACCAUACAACUGUAUAUGCUAAACAUUAAACUUUGGAAUGAAGAAUUAUUCUUCAUUUCUUUAUCAUCAAAUUAAGUUCUUGAGCAUAACAAAGCCCAUGAGCUGUGAAGAUUCAUUUGAAAACACUUGCCCAUUUAUGAUGAAAACGUUUCAGCAGUUUUUAACAAAAUCAUGUGAAAAGGAAUAUAAGUUCCUCUUGAUGUAUAGUAAACUUGUACUAUAGUUUUUACAAAAUUGUGAACUUGUGUAAUAGUAUAAUAGGAGAUAUUGUUGAAUUUCUAACUGUUUAUACAUUUAAAUUCAUAUAUGUAAUGUUUGUUUUAUUGAUUACAAUCUGAAUUUCUAAGAUGCAUGUUGACUUUUUGCAAUAAAGAUAUAAUAUGGAAUGGUUCAAGAUUUAAAAAAAGAAAAAAGAAAAAGCUACAAAUAACUCUAACUUAAAAAAUUGGAAAACUGAAGAACCAUUCCAAAAAAUUACAACCAUCACAAAAAGAGCUAUAUCACUUUUCUUCUGAAAAACGUGUGUGCGUGUGUGUCUCUGUAUGUAUGUGCAGGCUUUUGCUUGCCUUAUAGUUAAGGAAUAUAGCUGAAGCAGCUGGAGAGAAGAUAGUUUCUCUGUGGAGAGCAUUACAGUUCUGUUAGAGCCAGUAUGAAGUAAUGUGGUCAGCAAACUGUGAGUAUAUUUGUGUUUUGCAGAAAACUGCAAAGCAUUUCACAUCUUUUUAUUUAAAGGGUUAACUAAUUAUUUUAAUGCACUUGUGCCAGUGCACUGAACAAAAUGAAUUCAAAUCCAUCGAUCUUUUGAAACCAUUGAAAAUAUAGCAAGCCUAUAAAACUACAGUGUGCCAAUUGUAAAACCAAGUUAAGAGUGAUCUAGUACAAAGUGAGAACCAUUGUUGGUCAUAUAUUUAUAUUAAUCUUUAGAGUUUCUCUUUCCUUCCUAAAGUUCAAUUUAAAAGUAGGAAUGAGUGGAGAAUUAUUUUAGACUAGGAGUGAGUUACACACCCUACAGCCCAUUAGAGCAUAUGCAUAUCACCUGAUGAUCUCUAAGGCGGAGUGGUAUCAGAGUAAAAAUAUGGUAUAAAUAAAAACACAGUGUAGCCCCACCCUAUUGAUCCAAUCUGUUAAUCAGAACUUCUACCUCCGCCUCUGUUCCUAGCCUUUAAUGCCCACCAAUCGGCUUCCUUAAAUGCCUCUGCAUUUUCUCCCAUGUUGUACCUUAUGCAUGCGGGGGUGGGGAAAUUAUCCAAUCUCAUCCUUCUUAUUCUUCAAAUUACUCCUUAGAAUUUGCUCUGUCACGAUGCCUACAAAACCUUGCUUACCGAACAUGGCCAGGCAGGUGACAAGCUGUGACUUUUUCUCUUCCCCUUUUUUACUUCUAGUCUCAAUUUAAAAAAAAAAAAAAAAAGCCACGCUACAUGUAACAAUAGUGUCAUUUCUUCACCAUGCUCAUUCACUGGUGUGUUGUAUCCCUAUUACCCUACCCUUCAUCUGUCAUUAGAUUGUAAGUGCUUCAAGGCAGGAAUUGGCUUUUCUGUAUUUUUACAGUAUUCUGCACAAUGGGUCCCAACCCAAAUUGAGGCCUUAAGCAGUACCAUAAGGGAAAUUUUAAAAAGUCUUUCAUUUUUGGAGCUUGUUUCCUUUGCCUAAAAUAUAAAGUCUUGGAGUAGUUCUCAAUAUCUGUCUUAUGAGAUAAGGGCUUUUGAAGGAAAGAGGCCUUGAAAUGGGGACGUUUGGGGUGUGCGAUUUGGAAUAGGGAAUAAAUAGUUGCCCAAAACCUACUAAUUGAACAUGUUUUUUAAGCAAGAAAAGGUAAUAGAAAUCAUCCUGUGUGUAUUUUAGAGCUCUUAUUUUUUCUCUCAUGUUUUUGCAGAUCUUUUGUAUGGGAAUAUAGCUGUCUUGCCCAAUUUUAGAAAUGCCCUUUUACUGGUAUGUGGCAGUUACACUUAUGGUGGAAAGUGUUCUUUAAACCUUUAUGGUAAAAACGACUUAUUAAGGAGUCUAUUAACAGAACAAAUGUGAAGGUAAAUGCAUUUAACUCAAAGAUUUUUACAUUAUACUUCAACCAUUGCUAAUUAGGAGACCAACAUGCCUGUCCUAUAUGCAGGACUCCUGUGGAGUUGAUUGGCAUUUCUAUGCAUAGAAUUUCUUCAGAGGUGGAACUAGAACUUGCUAAUAACUGAUUUUCCUUUUUUUUACUUUUGAAAUAUACAAGAUCGGAUUGUAGCUUGUGUAAUUAAUGAAAUGUGUACUAAGAAAUACUUGUCAGAUUCUUGAUACUUGUUACCCAUAUAAACAUUGUUGACCCAGGUAUGUGAUGUGAUAACGUGAAGCUCCUUAAACUAAAAUUAUGUUCUUAAAGUCGUCUUCUCCACCCUUUAAAAAAAAUUUUUUUAGAAAUGUAUUGAUUCACUCAGUUGGGUAGGCUUGUAUUUGUCUAGCCAACAAGAUGUUAGGAUAGAUAAAGAAUGGGGUGGAGAACAGGGAGGAUAUUAUGCCGUCAUAUAACUCACGGGUGAGGCCUUGUCUAGAUCAUAGGACUCGUUGCCCCACCUUUUUUUUAUGACAAGUUUGGUUGCUAACAGUAAUGGCUGCUGUAAUAUAUUGCAACUUCUUUAAGGCAUUUGACUUGGUACUGCAUGAUGUUUUGAUUUAAAAAAACCUAGGAUAUAAAAUCAACAUGCUACAUAUUAAAUGGAUUAACAGUAGGCUAACUGCUAGAUCUCAAAAUAUAAUUGUAAAUGAGGAAUCAUCGUAAAGCAGGUUGUUUCAUGUCAUGUCCCACAGGGAUUUGUUCUUGGCCCCAUGUUUAACAUUAUCAAUGACCUGGAAGAAAACAUAAAAUCAUCACUGAAGCUCACAAAAUUGAGGAGUGGCAAAUAAUGAAGUGGACAGGGCAUUGAUACAGAGUAAUCUGGCUGACUUGGGUAUCUGUGCGCAAGCACACAAUAUGCAUUUUAACACAGCCAAAUGUAAGGUCAUUCAUCUAGGAACAAAGAAUGUAGGCCAUAUUUAUAGAAUGGGUGACUCUGUCCUUGGAAGCAAUGACUCUUAAGAAGAUUUGAGGGGUCAUCUGAGAUAAUCCAGUUGAACGUGAGCUCCCAGUGCAAAGCUGUAGCCAAAAGAGCCAAAUGUGACCUUGGAUGCAUAAUUGGGAAUCUCAAGUAGGAGUAGGGAGGUUAUUUUACCUCCUGUAUUUGGCACUGGUGUGACCACUGCUGGACUACUGUGUCCAGUUCUGGUGUCCACAAUUCAAGAAGUAUGUUGAAAAAUUGGAGAGGGUUCAGAGAAGAGCCACAACAAUAAUUAGAGGAUUAAAAAAGUCUUAUAGUGAUAGACUUAAGGAGGUCAAUCUAUUUAGCUUAACAAAGAGAAGGAUAAGGGGUGAUUUUAAUUGCAGUCUGUAACUAUCUACAUGGGUAACAAAUAUUUGAUAAUGGGCUCUUCAAUCUGGCAGAGAAAGGUACAACACAGUCAAAUGGCUGGAAGUUGAAACUAGACAAAUUCAGAUUGGAAAUAAGGCGUACAUUAACAGUGAGAGCGAUUAAUCAUUGGAACAGUUUACCAAGGGUCAUGGUGGAUUGUCCAUCACUGACCAUUUUAAAAUCAUGAUUGAAUGCUUUUCUAAAAGAGCUGCUCUAGGAAUUAUUCUGUGGUCUGUAUUAUAUAAGAGGUGAGCCAACAUGAUAACAAUGGUCCCUUCUGGUCUUGGAAUCAAUCUUAAAAAGGCUAUUUCAGAAUUUAGGGGGUGGUCAGAGAAGGGAGAUGAAAAUGAUUAGCUGCUUCAGAAAACCCUUGUAUGAGGAGAUUGAAAGGAUUGGGAUUUACCUUGGAAAAGACUAGAUGAAAGGAGGCAUGAGAGAAGUACACCUCUACCCCAAUAUAACAUGGUCCUCGGGAGUCAAAAAAUCUUACCGUGUUAUAGGUGAAACCGAGUUAUAUCGAACUUGCUUUUGGCCUCAAGCAUUUCCAUUAUUAUUAGUCACUUCCUGCCCCCGCCUGACCUCUCAGAACUCUAACCCAUCCAACCCAUCCAACCCCUCCCACCCCAACCACCCUCCCAAGACCUGACCCCCCCCAUCCCUAAUCAUCCCCAGGACCCCAGCCCCUUGACAGGCCCCCUGGGACUCCCAUGCCCUAUCCAAUUUCCCCUGACCACCCUGCCCCCAGAACCUCCGAACCAUCCAACCCCCCCCGUCCCCUGACCGCUCCCCAAGACCCUCUGCCCCUUAUCCAACCCCUCAGCCCCAGCCCGGCACCCUUAACAUACCGCUCAGAGACACAUGUCGGAGGCUGACGCGCUGAUCUGCCGGAGCGUGCAGCCCCACCCCCCAGAGCACCGCUUUACUGCGUUAUAUCCGAAUUCAUGUUAUAUCAGGUCGCGUUAUAUCGGGGUAGAGGUAUAUAUAAAAAAGAAUGGUAUUAGAUGCUAGAUCAGGAGCUUCUGCUUUAUUUCAUAGAAGCAAAGAGACUGUCAGGGCAAUUAAAAUGUGGUAAAUUCAAAACCUGUAGAAGGAAAUACUCUUCACACAAUGUAUAAUUAGACUGUGGAACUCAUUGCCACAGGAUGCCAUUGACAAAAAUGUAGCAAGAUUCAAAAAGGGAUUAGAUAUUAAUGGACAAGAAUAUCCAAAGUUUUAAUGGAUAACACUAUCAAAUUUUGUAAGAGAUGUUAAGCUUCAUGCUUCAGAAUUUAAACCAAUCUUGAAAUACUAGCUAUUAGGAAGGGGGUUUUUUUGCACCUUCCUCUGAAGCAUCUAGUGUUGGCCCCUGUCUGAGCUAGGAUGUUGCACUUAAUGCAUGAUGGGUCUGAUCUGGUAUGACAAUUCCUUUUGUAGUUAAAAACCCAUCCCGGUAUAUCAAAUAAGGGAGGAGGAUUUCAGCCUGUCCUUCAAAUUGACAUAAAAGUGGGAUCUAACUGAAGGUCUUGUCAGUUGUAAGAUUUUCAUAAUGGGGGGCCGGAGUGGGGAGUGGAAGCCAACUGAACAGUGCAUGUCAGUUGUAUUUAACUCACUAAAGCCUACAUACACAUUGCCGUACUACUGUUUGCACAGUAAAGCUAUAGCUGUGGAACAAUUCACUUGGGACAAAAUGCAAACGGGUUAAUUGUAGAUUUUUUUUUUUUUCUUUUUCUUUCUACAGGAUCUGCCAUUGACACACAUUUCUGCAGUCCACUGAAGGUUAACCAACCAAUCCAGGUCUUGGAGUUAGGCUACUUGAUACAGGUAGGACGUGGUAAGUAAUUGUUAGACGUCUAUUGUGGUCUUGCGGGUAGCACAGCCUGGUAUUUUGAUAGUAACCAUUUAUCUGUAGCUAUUUUAUGAAAGAUUAAAAUGAUUAAAUACUGAAGAUAAAAAGUAAGUUGGUGGCUGACAAGUUUAGUUUUUUCAAAUGAGCAUAGUAAAGCAUAGGGUUGAACUAGAAAACAAGUGAUAAAAGGUAUUUCACUGAGACCAACAUCUGCUGAAGGAGCCUUUUGUAGUAGUGUUGCUAGCAGAGGCGACGCAUCGGGGAGGGGCACAUGUGGGGUGUCAUGCCCCCCAAAUUUGCUGCUUGUCUACACUGCUGAAGCCAACUGCCCUCACUCUGCCCCUCCUCCCCCACUCUCAGCAGGCCUGGGUCGUCUCUGGCUGCUAGGUCAGUGCUUUCUCACAAUACAUCUUGGUUCUCUUGUCUGUCUUCUCCUACACGACCAUUUUUGUUGCCCAUUCCCAGCUUUAAAAAUUUCUAUUUAAAGAAAAUAUCUGUAUAGAAAAUGAAUUGUGCUAACUAUUCAAAUAAUUGUAGUAUGCUUAUUUGGAAAGUGUUUAGCAAGUUUUAGGUGCUACCACAAUUGAAAUAGUUACUAUUAAACUGUAAAGUUUAAGGUGGGUGAAGCAAUAUCUUUUACUGGACCAACUUCUGUUGUUGAGAGAGACAAGCUUUUGAGCUAUACAGAGCUUUUCUUCAAAUCUUGGAACUGGAGAGUAUCACAACUAAAUACAAGGUGGAAGAAUUUGUUUAGCAUAAAUAGUUAACCCAUAUUCUAAGGGCUAGUCUAUGCUACCACGCAACAUCAGCACAGCUGCACUGAUGCCGACGGGAGAGCGCUCUCCUGUCAGCAUAAUUACUCCAGCUCAACGAGAGGUGGAAGCUAUGCUGGCGGGAGAGCGUCUCCCACCGACAUAGCACAGUGUAGACACUGCUUGAAGUCGAUGUAACUUGCGUCGCUCAGGGGGGUGGCUUUUUCACACCCCUGAGCGACAUAAGUUACAUCGACCUAGGGCUUGUCCACACUACUGCUUAAGAGACCAUUCAAGGUGAAAUGGUCUGUUAACGCCUCUGCAGUCAGAGGAAAAAAAGGAGGGUUAGUGGCUUACAGAUUGGAGUAACAAGCCAUAAAUCCAGUGUCUCUACUGAGACCAUAAGACCUCAACAGAAACCUGCACAACACCUUCAAAAGGUGAGCCUGGGAGCUUAAAUUCAUUACUGGACACUAUAAGACAUAAGGCAAAGUGCUCAAACCUCUUGGCAAGUGGGCGGUUAUUACCUGAUCUUCUGAAACUUGUUACGUUUUGAUGCAUUUUUUUGGUUACAAUUACAUUGGCAUCUGUAACUUGUAGUAGUGCUUUAUUUCUCAUGUUUCCAUUUAAUUAAGUUUUGUCCGCUGAAAACCUUGUGGUUGAAAUAAGAAUUGGUGAAAAAUUCAGGCUGUCGGAAGUUUAUCCUGUAGAGGGCACAAGAAUACAGAGAUCUUACACUUGCACUGCGAACUCUGACUAUGACUGUCUGCUCUUAAACCCACUUUCACACAUCUGUGGCAUCACAAGUUGCUUAAGCUUGUCAGAAGAAUACUUGUGUAUUUGCUGCCAGUAUUUUAAAGGUGUUUAGGUGCCUAAAGAUGUAAAUAGGUGGAGAAUCAGACAUGUAGGUGCUUUUGAAGAUCACACUGAGCACGUACUUACUUACAAAAUCUGGUUCUUAGUGCCUAUCUGAGAAUGUUAGUCUAGAACGUUAAGUCCCCCGACAUCCAUUUUGAAGUUAGAGUGUGAUAAGUUUGUCAUUCAGGAUAAAGCACUCUACACCUAAAGCUUGUCAUUUCCAGAGUCAAAGUUAUACAAAUUGCCUCUCUGUGGCAGCCAACAUCUCAACUCUUCAUUGUAAUUAAGGCUUUGUUUAAAUGAGCACUUUUGUCGGUAAAACUUCUGUCGCUCAGGGGUAUGAAAAAGCGCACAGCCCCCGACAGACAAAAGUGCUGGUGUGGACAGCGCUGUGUCAGUGGGAGAUGCUCUCCUGCUGACAUAGCUACCGCUGCUCAUUAGGGGUGGUUUAAUUAUGCCUGCAGGAGAGCUCUCUCCCACCACCAUAGAGUGGCUACACAGGAGACCUUACAGCGGCACAGCUGCAGUGGUACUGCUGUGCCGCUGUAAGGUCCGAAGUGUAGAUGUAGCCUCAGUAAAGAAAUUCCUGCUCCAUAGGUUUGUACUGACCUUUAUCCAUGGCAGUUCAUUGUUAAGAAAUAAAUUGGCAUUUUAAGCUGGAUACCAGUCUAAACAUUCACACUCCAGUACCUCUAACUCUUUCUUUUUUGUAAGGGAAAAGGCAAGUUUGAAUAGCUUUGAUUUCCAGAGGAAAGAUUUCUAGCUUCAGGUAUUUAGGGUGACUAUAUUUCCCAAAGGGAAACUGGGGCACCGCAUGGGGCUAGCCCAAGCCCUCUCCCUUGCUCCCCCAUCAUGGGUGUAGCCCGAGCCCUCCCCCACUGCACAGGGCUGGCUUGAGCCACUCACCUGAGCCACCUUCCCAUGCGGGGUUGGUGUCCAGAGCCCUCACUACACCCUUUGCGAGGCUGGAGUGACGUCGCUGCUUGCUUGAGCCCUGCCUGCCCCCCACCCGAGCCCUGCCUCCCUCCACUCAGGGCUGGCUUCGCUGCUUGCGCAGCGCCCCCCGCCCCUCCCAGCAUGUUCCUCCACACACCGGUGUUGGAUUUUUAUUUUAUUUAUUUUAUUUUUUUUUACACAAAAGUGGGCAAUUGUCCCAUUUGCCAAAAAAGUCAGGCCAUCCGGGACAGGGCUUAAAAAAGUGAUUGUCCUUGCCAAAACGGGACAUAUGGUCACCCUAAGUAUUAAGAGUCCAAGAAAAUAGCCAUCAGGGCCCAACAGAUAGGGUGCUUGCAGGCUUUUCCAUCAAUUUUAAUAGGACACGCUAAUAAUACAAGGUGAAAUACUGGUGGAAGGGAUGUUGGAGAAUAAAAGAUAGUGAAUAUUCAUCAUAAAAACCUACUGGAGUCGCCUAUCUCUGCAUCUAGAAAAUGUUUCUGGUAACACCCCACCAUACUUGAUGUGUGGCUAGUCCUUUGAGGAUGUUUAUUUGGGGGUAAAAUAGAUGAGAAAUGAAUAUCAGUGCAAAAUAUUUGCCAGGUCAGAUCAAUAAUUCAUCUAGUCAGUAUCCUGUCUUCAACAGUGGCUAGUACUACAUGCUUCAGAGGAAGGGGUGUGAAUUCCCAUAAAAAACAAACUUUUUUGAACAGUCUCAAUAGAAAUGAGAUUUUAGCAAAGCAUAAUAAACCUCAGUUCCCUGCCCAACCUGACAGACAUAGAGGCUUCUGCACUCAAGCUGCUUUCUUGGACAGUUUGAACAAAGGAAAUGCUAAGAGUAUGAGUUUUCAAAAGCGCUUAGCGUUAUCCUAAUUUUACUUCCGUGAAAAUCAAUGGUAAAACUCCCAUUUACUUCAGCUGAAGCAGUGAUAGGCCAACACUAAGCACUUUUAAAAAUCUGGCAUUAAAUGUUUUGUUGAAAUAACCAACACAAACUUCUUUGGAAAAAACCUUUUCAGGGAUCAUGUGAAAAUUGUGUCUCUUGUGACUUUAAAAGUUUCUCAGCAAUUUUUGCUGCAUUGUAAUUAAAAAAAAAUUUAGAAUUUUAACACUUCCUUUUGCAAAAGUAAACCAAUGUGCCAGAGCCCAAUACGCCAGAUCAGUUUUGGGGCUUGUAAACAUUGCCAUGUUUGAACACCACUGUGAAGAAUCAAGUUAGCUGACAUGAUGCCAACCACAAAUCGAUUAAUCAAAAUCUUUUUCAAAUACGAAACUUUAUGUAGACAAGUCCUUGCAGAAAACCUGUCUCCAGCAAAAGGCGAUUGAUAGCACCUAAACCUGAACACAAAUAACAGUAAUAGGGAAAUUUCCUGUCCUUCCCUCUUCAUAUCAAGGAAGCGUGACCUUUAAAGCCUACAUGUGUUUGAAUGCUAACGUUAUUAAGCAAAGGCGGGUCCUUUUUUCUGAAAGGAAGUUAAAGGUAAAAAUCUUUACUGUGGCAAUAUGAAUUUAAGCAUACCGAUCAGGCAAUGAAAAAUGAGGUCAUCAAUGUGAGCGAGUUCAUCAUGUUUUCAUUUCCUGACUUCUGGUUAAACUUCUAACCUGCAAUCAAGCUUUGCAUUUAUUAGUACCACUUUUUACAUUUAUAUAGAACUCUCCAUCUCCAAAGCAUUUUACACACUGUAGCAAAUCUUGUAAUAAGGGAGGCAAGCACUAUUCUCAUUGUGCACAGGGGCUCAUCUCUCUCGUCUGAAAUGGCUGUUUGGAUUGUGGCUCUCAAAAUGCCCAUCAGAGUUGACCAAGUGUACAGGUUAGGAAAGGAACAGUGGUGCUUGACUUUUAUCAGGAACUAGCUGGAGCCCCUUUUCCCCAUUAGCAAGAAAGGAGGGGCAGAGCAGUCAUGAUUCCUUAACACCUAUUCACAACACUCAGACUGAAAAAGCCAUGCUGUCAUGCUGAGUGAUUUAGUUGUGUGUUACCUUAUUAAAUAAGGUACUAUGGAUUAUCUGGGAGGCCUCCUCAGGAAUUGGAUUGUUUAUCAGCUGUGAUUGUCAGGUUGUCUGGAGCGACUCAAGAGCAUGAGUACCAACCUCAGGGCAGACUGUUAAGAAGCAGGGCACAAACUCCAAACUGGUUGUGAGUUCUGUACUUAGAUUUCACCAACCAAGUAUCAAGUGUAAAUUCAUCAGGCAUUAUAACAGCAUGACCAUGGAGUCAUGGACAGUCUCCUUGGGUGCUCCAGUCUAUCUUGCCACUGAGGCAAGCUUGCCUUUGUGGUUGAUGGCCCCUUACAUGAAAAAAUCACAAUAAUAUUCAGGUUAUUUCCAAUCUCAAAGGAGCAGUCACUUACUCCAGGUCAGUUGCAAUUUAGGUUUUACACCAUAGACGAUGCUUGUAGUCAAUCCUAUAAUAAAUUAAAGAUGUAUUAACUAAGAAAAGGAAACGAGUUAUUUACAAGGCUAAAGCAGAUAAACAUACAAAUGAGUUACUUAGGUUUCAAAAGAUGAUAGAAGCGGUGAUAUGCAAGCUUUAUAUGUCCUAGGGUUAAUCCAGACUAAGCAGCUAGGGAUCCCUUGCUUGUGCUUAAAAAUCUUUCCCUCCCAAAGUCAAAGCAGCAUAGAGGUAGUUCCUUCUUGUCAGGAAUUUUUAUUCCCUUCCUCCAGAGUUCAAGCAUCUACUCAUCAUGGGUGGGGAAGAACAGUUAACAAAGCCUUUGUUCUUUGAUGUUUCAGAAUGGCUUAUUUGGUUUCAAUGGGCCUUUUUGUUGACAGGAGGUAACAUCUUCUGUAGCAAGCCAGCAUUUUACAUUAGUUAAUGCCUCUUUCCUGUUUGGUGAGUUAGGGCAGUGGUUCUACGCAAAUCAGACUCCUGAAAGGGGUACAGCAGUACCCUUUUCAGGAGUCUGAUUUGCCUAGCACCUCCCAAGUUUCACCCCCCUUAAAAACUACUAGCUUACACCAUCAGACAUAAAAAUACAAGUGUCACAGCACACUAUUACUGAAAAAUUGUUUACUUUCUCAUUUUUACCAUAUAAUUAUAAAAUAAAUGAAUUGGAAUGUAAAUAUUGUACUUACUUUUCAGUGUGAUACUUGAGCCUGUUUUUCACUUGUGAGCCUUGUCAUUCUGGGAAGCAGUGAAGCAACAGCAGCACAUUGAGCAGCACAAUUUUUCUCCACAUUGAGUCUAUUCCUACUCUUCGUCUUGAUGGCAGUCUUAGAAAAUGAGAUGUCACAAAGAUAUGUUGACCCAAAAGCCAAAACAUCAUUCCUAAAGUUAGUGUAUUAUCUGUGUACUCAGGGCCAGCUUUACAGGUUUGCAAGCAGGGCAAUUGCCGUAGGCUCCGCAAAGCUACGCUACUCAGGCUUCAGCUCCGUGAAGCAGGUCUCGGACUUUGGCUUCGGCUUCAGCCCCAGGUGGCUCUAUGCUAUGCAUCCCCAGUGGCGCUCGAGCUUCAGUUUCUGUCCUGGGCCACAGAGAGUCUAACACUGGCCCUGGCACCCCCAUUAAAAUAAACUCACAACCCACUUUAGGGUCUCAACCCACAGUUUGUGAACUGCUGAUUAUGGUAUAUAGAGCAAUAUAAACAAGUCGUUGUCUGUAUGAAAUUUUAGUUUGUACUGACUUCGCUAGUGCUCUUUAUGUAGCCUAUUGUAAAACUAGGCAAAUAUCUAGAUGAGUUGAUGUACCCCUUGGAACACCUAUCAGUUUGAGCCCCACUUGGGAUGCAUAGCAUAGAGCCACCCAGCCUUCCUUGUCCAUUUCAGGGCUGCUGUCAGUCUCAGAGCCAGGGGCUCACAACUGAAGCUGUGAAAUUGACAAGAAAGGCUGGUAGGCUCCUCCUGUGAAAUUGAGCCCAGCACAGGGCUUGCAGCUGGGGCUGUCACUCCCGGGGUGGGGGGUGAGGGCUCCAGCUAUGAGCCCCGUACCAAGCUGACAGCUGUGGGGAGAGAGGGCAGCUGUCAGCCUGGUGCCUGGCUCAAUUUCAUAGUAGGGAGCCUACCAGCCUUCUUGUCAAUUUCAUGGCUCCAACUGUGAGCCCCCUGCUACACAGCACAGGGGAGCUAUAAAAUUGGUAAGAAUUUCAGCCAACAGCCGAUGUAAGUAACCCAUGUCUACAUGGACACUGCGUCACCCUAAUUACACCAACGUACGUGCUACACCUCUCGUGGAGGUGCAGUUAUGUCGGUGUAGUAGGGCCCUUACAUUGAGAGGAGCAAGGCUGAAGUGUAGACAAAACAUAAUUAGGUCAACGUAAGCUGCUUUACAUUGACCUAACUUUGCAGCAUGGACCAGGCAAUGCAAACGCUCAGUAUUACCUUAUCACAUAGGGUACAGAGUUGUAAGUGAGAUUACUACAUGCAGCAUCCUGUAAGCAUUUCAUAAAACCUAAACACAUUUGUAUAAACUUAACAUCUAUUUUAACCAUAUUAACACACAGGUGAGCCAUACUGGUUUCCAGCUAUGUAUUGGUCAGUGUCCAGUUGAGGCCUAGGGGCCUUGGCAUGAGCUGGCAACUUGUCUGACAGCGUCAUAAUGGUAUUAAAUCAGACUGUGUAAAUGUCUCCCUUAUAAUGUGUGUCUUAUGUUAAUGUAUUGACCCAUCACACAACACUGCAUGAGCAUGUCUUAGAAAAUGAGCAUAGCUGCAUUUGACUUUUCCCUCCAUUUGGCUUAUUUUGCAGGCUUAUGUAUAGGUAAGUAUAGUAACACUGUCAGCAGGCCAUUUUAUUUGUGUCUGUCAAGUGUCAUUGUCCUAGCUUCAUCUGUCCCCAUCUGCAAGUUGUAUUUGAGUAUAUUGUAUCCCUUGGGAGGAGCAGCACAGAAAAGUUUAUUGGAAACCGUAUAGAACAGGAUUAUGCUAAUCUGUAGAUAAACAUAUUUUAAAGCAAUAUCUUCUGUGACCCUAGCAAUGUUCAUCCAGGAAAUAUGAAGCACUUUGGCUGCUUAUUUUAUUUUCAAUUUAAUCUUAAAUGUGCCUUUUCAGUAGCAAACUGGAUUAUGAUGAUCUUUCAGUUUUUCUAUGGUGCCUCAGUAUGUUUUUUUCAAUAUUUUCAUGAGUUUGAUGCCUUUUCUUUUAGCCUUAGCUUAAAAUGAAAGUUUAUAAACUUAUUUAGCUGUGUUUUUUGCAGUUUUCAAGUCUUGUAAAAUUGUAUGGAUAGAAAGAGCUGAUGUAGUAUUUUUAGUUUGUGAUUGCUUGCAUAAAUUGGAUCAUCUUGUCAAUGUACAAGACAUUUUGACCCUCAUUCUUCCAACAAUGGUACAUUCAUUUUUAUUAUACUUUCGAUCCUAUGUUAAACUUUUGGAUUUUUCACUUUAAUUCAGUAAUGUCAUGACCAAAAAAGGCUUUAGCAUUACAUACCAGAUGGAUGGAUGUGUGAUAUGCAGCUAACUGGAAAGAGUUUGAGAUAACAAUUACUCAUGGCUUUGCCAUUUGUAUGUUCUGCAGAUCAUCUCAAAAUGCCAAUAAAAAUGCAAUACAUAAAAAUAUGGUGUGAUAUAGACAUUUUGGAGUAGCCAUGUUUUAAUUUUGUUUUGUUUCUAUUGCUCUAUCACUCCCCUGUAAACUGUGAUUGUUCUCUUCUGUAUAAUACAGUAACUGAAGUGUUAUACUCACUACAGGAUGGAAAAAUUAGUACUAAUUAGUUCCUAUAUAGUCUAGAAUUGGGACAAACCUAUUAGGUCAGGGCAAAACAGGAUUUUCUUUUAUAGUUCUGAACAGCCAGGAUUCCUAGAACACCUGUAAUGUGAAACAUUUGUGUUUAAUGCUGACACCUCAAGAGAUACUGAACUGUGUAAAGCUUGCAGUGCUCUGGAAAAGUAGCAGUGUUUUUACCAGCACCAGUUUAGGACUGGCCGUAACAGACCAAUCUCACUGUAACUUUCAGUCCCUGCUCUUGCCUGAUCCAGGUUGUGAGGCAGCACCCUUUGCUAGGUGUGGAGCCAGCGGGGAUGAUCUGUGCUUUCUUCAGUCAACUUCAGGCUGGGCAUGCACACUUUCUAGAAAGAGAGGUGCGGGUCACGGAAGCUUUGCUUAGGUGCCGUGGCAGCCUGUAGUCUAAAGCAAGACACAUGAGCACAUCAAACUAAUUCUUCCUGAUCUGCACUGUUUCCCUGUCCUAUUGGAUCCAAUUCAACGUUAUGACAUUUCAUCUAGACCUUUGGACUGCAGGCAUGACUGUUGGUCUGCCUCUCUUCCAGAGGCUUGCUUCAACAGCUUCAGUCAGUAGCAAUGCUCAAGCUAACAGCCGGCAGUGCAACUUUGGGGGCACACCUCUGUUGCCGAAGGCCAUAUCCAUUGAGCUUCCUUCCUCAGGACAUCAGGAUAAGCCGGACUUGCAAGACGGGUGUUUUCACAGAUAUUCACCCAACCACCACCAAAUGAACUCUUCCCACUGGGUAGCAACCCUGCAGAAGCAGCUAAAUCAGUGGUGGAAUGGGAGUAGUAUCUUUUAAAUUGUGUGUAUGGUGAUUAAAACCAUGGAGUUACCUGUAUCAAAUGUAUGUUAGGUAGAUAUGAAGGAAAAACGUGGUUAUGUGAUUUUUGUGUUAAAACAUGAUUGGGGAAAGAAAUGACAGGAUUAGAGUGAUAUAAACCAUCCUAGUGAAGCUAGAUUCGUAGGGCAUACAGCAGGUGAGAAGAUCAAAAAUGGCAAAAAAUGAACGUUGCUUAUUCCAUGGUGGUCGUGACCACAUCUAGGCUGUAUGUUUGUGUGUAAAAUACAUGAAAUACAUAUACAUGGGGGAAUGUUUUUUACAGAACAUUGUCUUCAGCUAAUCUGUAACAGCGUUCAUAUAGCACAAAUCCUGUUGCCAUAAAGGGAUGAAAUUGUUACAUUAAUAAAAAUCCAUUUUACCUCUUUAAAAGAUAUUUGAAUUAAGUCCUACUUACUUUUGAGACGUAGUCUUCCAGGAGGAGAUUGUUAAUGUUUCCUCUGUAACAACUUUACAUAUCUCAAACUUUUUUAAAUGUCAACAUUUUGAAAACUGCACUUUAAUGAUUGACAUUUAUUUUCUUAGGCCUGUUUUACCACCAUGGAAUCAAACAUUCCAUCAAGAUUUAUCUAAAGUCCUUUAAGGUUUCUCUUCACUAUCCUUCAUCCUAUACUCCUGCCUUCCAGGUACCCCUUUUCUUUACCAUUUCUCAGUUUCUUUGUGGCUUCUGGAGAAAGUACUUUUUUUUUUUUAAGGUAGCUUUUAGAUUUUGAUCUUAUAAAGAAAAUAACUGUGUUAUGUGCUUUAUUUACAUUGUACAUAUGCUUAAUCAGUAGCUGAUGGAAAUAAUUGCAGAGAUGUCUUCAUUCUGAGUAUCUGACUAUAUUGAAAGUGAGUAAUAGGAACCUUGUCGAAAUGGAAUGACCCUAACACAAUUUGUGGUGGCCCAUUCAUUGCGAGCUUUAUUUAUUGUAUACGAGAUUGAAACGCCACAGAUGAAGCAAUACACUGAAUACUCAUGAUCUGUUAGAAGUUCCCCCUAAAUAGGUUGUUUUAGCUGUGCACUGUAAACUGGUUGGUUGCCAAUUGAUAGAAAACAUGCUGUCUGUGGAAGCUGCACAUAUGUUCGUGCAUAAGAGGAAAAAUAAUGUGGUGUAGACCCUAGGGAAAGUUACUGCCAGUGAAAGUGUCAGGAAGAGCAAUGGAUCCAAAUGAACUGGACCAGUUCUGGCAUUAGUUUUUUAACUAGUGCAUUUUUUUUAAACCAGUACUGUAUUAAUCAUUAUUCAGUGUGUUUAAAAGACAGAUCCCCUCUUUUCUAGUCAAUGUUUGUCUUGCCUUGUUCGUGUAAAAUUAUGACACAGUUGGGUCUAUUGUACUUGAUAACCUUUUUUGGUAAUUAUAAUUUGGUAUUCUGUGCAUCUCACACUGAUAACCUUAAAGCGCUUCUACUCCAUGUGAUUUAUUUAAAUGUUAAUAAAUUAUACAUUUCUGGCA